Molecule: messenger RNA, 1408 nt
Organism: Aspergillus calidoustus
Lineage: Eukaryota; Fungi; Ascomycota; Eurotiomycetes; Eurotiales; Aspergillaceae
Source: the annotation of a GenBank genome assembly
UGUUAUUCUGUGUAAGAUACUGGACUUGGCAGCCUAUUCUGGCAAAGAGAACCGCGCGAUACGCCGAUUCUGCUUCUCCGCGGAUCACGUGCAAAGGGUUCGAUUGCUCAAUCGGAGAUCUCUGAAUACUUUCAACAUUUCGCUGCCUCUGACCAUCAACUCACCGAAGACGAUCAUUCCACCUCCCGAUAUCGCGCUGUACGCAUUUUCUCGCCUGCAUUUAUCUACGGCUUGCGCUCCGCCCCGCUGCCCUCGAGGCAAAAAUAAGCCUCCGCCGUUGCACCUCUUUUCCAUCCCUCCUUAUUCGCCGCGUCUCAUAAACCUCAUAGACCAAAGACCAUAGACACAAUGGCGCCUUCAUUCGUCACAAUCGAUACAACCCCCGACUUCGACAUGGCUCCCACUCCUUCCAAGCCAGUCGAGUCGAAGCGCACUCUCCUCCUCGCACCCCCUUCCAUCGCCACCCAAGAAGAUAAACUCCGCGCGCUGUUCACAACCUACGACCGCAACACAACCGAUCUACAAAUGCUUGACCGAGUCUCCGCUGGCUUUGUCUCCCUUCCACCAAACACAUACGACCUCGUUCUUGUCCUCACUGAUACCGAUGGCACUCGACGGUCCGAGGCGCUCCAGUUGCUCAAGCGCGAGGUUUACAGCGCGGUCGUCCCGUCUAUGAAGGGCGGUGCGAGACUUCAGACACAGGAUAACUUUUUCGGCGAGGCGGAGGAGCGAGAGGCGGUCCUGGCGGGCCUGAUUAAGUCGGCCGCUGGAUUUGAGAAGCUGGAUGUUGGGACUGGUGGUGCGGUGCCGUUGAAGCUUGGGAGGAAGAAGAAGGCCGCGGCCGCUCCGGCUCCGGCUCCGGCUCCGGCUCCUAUCCCACCGCCGAUUAUCAGUUUGGAUGAUACAAAUGAUUUGAAUGAUGAUGAAUUGAUUGAUGAGGAUACACUUUUGUCGGCGGAUGAUCUCAAGAGGCCGAUUGUUCCACCCCCAGAGUGCCAACCCAAGGCUGGCAAGCGACGCCGCGCCUGUAAGGACUGCACAUGCGGUCUCGCAGCCCAACUCGAGGCCGAAGACAAGGAGCGCCGCGAGACAGCAGACAAGAACCUGAGCGCAUUGAAGCUGGACUCAGACGAUCUGAAUGAGUUGGAUUUCACUGUGCAGGGCAAGACAGGAUCAUGCGGUAACUGCGCCCUUGGUGAUGCCUUCAGGUGCGACGGCUGUCCGUACAUCGGCCUGCCGGCGUUCAAGCCGGGCCAGGAGGUCGAGAUCCUCAACAAUGUCGCGCAGCUAUGAUUCGUUUUCAUUUGGAUGAUUAUUAAUGGGUCCCCCCUGGUGUUAUUUGAUUUUCAUGGCGUCUGUUGCACACAUUAGACAAAAUCAGUGGUUGGUAUCUGGGAUUGGUCUGGGU